UAAAUCGACGCAAUCGAGACAGCUGGAUAUGAAGGGGAAGUCCCUCUCCGAUAUCACUAAGCGUUGGUUUGUUGACUAUCCGUCCAACAACACUUCUCGGCAGUGAGCAGUGAGCAGUAGAUACAGGAGCAUGUGACGUUACAUUUUAGCAUUCAUUAUGAACAAACGUAUGAAAGUUGGAUUUGCUUUCAUAUUUAUUUUGAACAUAGCUGUAGGAAUUGCAGUUGUUUGUCAAAUGGUGUCACGACAAACCAAAAAGCAAUCACAAGGUCAGCUUACAAAGGAACAAAUCGACAAUAUAUACAUGGAACACGUAACAACCAUUGCUAUGCCCAGUCUUACACGGACAAAUGUAGAAAAACCGACCAUAUCAGCAGAAUUCCUCAAUUUAUUAAAGCCUAUAGCCUACUUCCCGGGACUAGACUUUAGUCACACUGAUGAUAAAACCCUUACAGACACACCAUUAAGAAACUGGGUACCUUUUGUCGGACCAGAGAGACAACUUUUGUACAACGGGAUGAAGUAUGAGAAUGGCAGCAUCACAGUGCCCGCCACUGGAGUAUAUGCCGUAUAUAGCCACAUCAAGUUUUACACAGAAAGAAAUAAUCAUGACGAUGCUGAGUCUGAUUUUCAUCAUAGUAUAACACGGUACAGUGCACUGAAGCAAAAUGGAGAAGCAGUUUUGAGGAAUGUCAUCAGCGAGAACAAAAACAGCAUCAUUGAUGGAGCAAGUCUGGAGUACUCCAGUGAUGUUCAUGGUUUGGUGCAGCUGGACGCUGGUGAUCAGCUGCUGGUGAAAGUAUCAGGGAUGAAUCCACUGAGACAUGACAGGGACUGGCAUUAUUUUGGAGUAUACAUGACGUGAUGGUUCCCUACUGGCAAUUUUACAGUUGUCGAGGUUAAGGAGGUGUAAUGAACAUGUGCAUGUGAUGUAUACAUUAUAAAUGGAUUCUGGGAAUACACGAAAAUGGCACAUUGAUAACAAUUUGAAACCAUCAAGCUUUGUGUCGCAAUUAAUACCCUGACACAAACACAAAUGUGAAUAAUUGUGUGUGAGUAGUUUGUAAAAAGGCAAGAACAAUUAAAUUUUGGUAGUUAAUAAUGUAUUCCGAGGCAAAUGAUACCUUUAAUGUCUGUCUACCAGCGUGUGUGAAUACACGUUUGUAUGUCAAUCUGGCUAUGAGCCGACUCUUUCUUCAUACUUCGUCGUUAGAUGUCCCUCCUUAUUACUUCGUGCCAAGAACAUUACAUUUUAUGUCAUUUAUAUAUAUUCGACAAUAUAAUACAUGCAUAGUUAGACAGAAUAUUUCAAAUAAAUUAUUUGUUUAAUAUAACUUUAGAAUAUGUCAGCAUUGGAAACGAAUGUGAAACUUCGGUUUAUGAGAUUCGACAAGUUUGACCAUCAGUAUGUUACGUAAUGUAUUUCACAGUUUCUCUACUGUCAUCUUAAUCAAUUAAACAUACUUGGUUGAUAGAACCUAUUACUCCCUUCAUAGUCAUUAAGAUGCGUUGCACAUACCGUUAAAUAACUUCCAGUGAACUUUAAGCAACAUUUUGAAUGUGUAAUGUUAUACAUAUGUGUGUUAGAAGAAGAUUAUAUCUGAUUCAUAUGCAUUCAGCAUGAUU
Haliotis rufescens (red abalone) is the source of this 1626-nucleotide messenger RNA. RefSeq lists its product as uncharacterized. Lineage: Eukaryota; Metazoa; Mollusca; Gastropoda; Lepetellida; Haliotidae. Gene Ontology annotation, cellular component: membrane. Gene Ontology annotation, molecular function: tumor necrosis factor receptor binding. Gene Ontology annotation, biological process: immune response. The record is from RefSeq and is a predicted model, not a curated record. Bases 158 to 865 code for a protein of 235 amino acids. The transcript has 5 exons.